AUGAUUUCGAUUAAAUAUUUUCAACACCGAACACUCUCUCUCUUCUCUCUAUCUCUCUCUCUCGCUCUCUCUCUCUCUCUCUCUCUCUCUCUCUCUCUCUCUCUCAAUCGAAAUUUAAUUUUAUUCUCAUGGGCCACAACUAACUUCAUUCAUGUUUUAAAUUUAGCAUUGUCUUCAACGCGUUCCGUUUUCUUUCUUCCAGGUGCAUUUUCUCGUAACUUCUUUCGAUCAUUUCUCUCUUCUUUCCGUUUUCUUUCCUUUCUUUCUAUUCAUAUCUAUCUAUCUAUCUAUCUAUCUAUCUAUCUAUCUAUUAGCAUAUUCCCCCACUUAACAAUAGAGUCCAACGUAUUUAUGACGAUUGAGAAAUACCUAGUAGCGUUCAUACGUACGGCAUAUAGCACCAUCUAUCUAUCUAUCUAUCUAUCUAUCUAUCUAUCUAUCUAUCGAUCUAUCUAUCUCAUAUCUCUUCAUUAUCUAUCUAUUACGGAUCGUUCAUAUCUAUCUAUCUAUCUAUCUAUCUAUCUAUCUAUAUGUUAUUCUGUUCAAACCUAUAUUAGUCUAUUCAUAUCUAUCUAUCUAUCUAUCUAUCUAUCUAUCUAUCUAUCUAUCUGUUGUAACCUAGAAAAGGUUACUGAAUGA
Messenger RNA from Acanthosepion pharaonis, 639 nucleotides. Lineage: Eukaryota; Metazoa; Mollusca; Cephalopoda; Sepiida; Sepiidae. The record is from the annotation of a GenBank genome assembly.